ACAGCUGAUUGUCAAAUAUAUGUCAAAAUAACAAAAAAAAACAGGUCGUUUGGGGCGAUGAAACUUUUUUAAAUAUUUAUUGUGAUUUGGAAGAAUUGGCAUAUUUUCCUGACAUAAAUCUCAGUCAAUAAAAUGCCUAUCACUGAGUAUAUAGCUUCAUUAUCAGAUAACCCUUAUUUUGGUGCUGGUUUUGGUUUAUUCGGCCUCGGAGCUGGAGCUGCUAUAUUACGCAAAGGAUUUCAGACAUCUAUGCUUCUAUUUAGAAGACAUUGCAUGAUAACACUAGAAGUACCAUGUAGAGACAAAUCAUAUCAAUGGCUGCUACAGUGGAUAACUCAAAAAGGUGCCAGACAGACACAACAUUUGAGUGUAGAAACAUCUUUCUUACAAAAAGAUACGGGCCAAAUAAAAACAAAGUAUGACUUCAUACCAAGUGUAGGUCAACACUUUUUCAGAUAUGGUGGGACUUGGAUAAGAGUUGACCGAACAAGGGAACAACAGACCUUAGAUCUGCAUAUGGGUAUACCAUGGGAGACCGUCACAUUAACUUCAUUUGGCCGUAACAAGCAACUUUAUUAUGAUAUUCUUGAAGAAGCUAGGACAAUGGCUUUAAAACAGCAUGAAGGGAUGACAGUAAUGUACACAGCGAUGGGUUCUGAAUGGCGUCCAUUCGGGCAUCCCCGACGAAGACGUCCAUUACACAGUGUUGUUCUCCGUGCUGGUUUAGCCGACAAAAUAUUAGCAGAUUGCUUAGAUUUCAUAAACAAUCCUCAGUGGUAUACUGAUCGCGGCAUCCCAUAUCGUAGAGGUUACUUGCUAUAUGGUCCUCCAGGGUGUGGAAAGUCAUCGUUUAUCAUGGCACUAGCAGGUCAAUUAGAAUACAAUAUUUGUGUUCUAAAUCUAUCAGAAAGGGGUCUCACUGAUGACAGACUUAAUCACUUACUAAGUGUCGCACCGCAACAAUCAAUAAUACUGUUGGAGGAUAUUGACGCUGCAUUCUUGUCCCGCGAAGAUACGCCAACGCAGAAAGCCGCUUAUGAGGGCCUUAAUCGGGUUACAUUUAGUGGACUGCUCAACUGUUUGGAUGGUGUAGCAUCGACAGAAGCUCGCAUAGUAUUUAUGACAACCAAUUAUUUAGAAAGAUUGGAUCCAGCUCUAAUAAGACCAGGACGUGUAGAUAUGAAGGAGUACGUAGGAUACUGUGACCAAGAACAAAUAGAGCUAAUGUUCUUAAGGUUCUACAAAGGGGAGCAAGCAUCGGAUCAUGCACGUACUUUUGCGAGAAUGGUACUAGAGAAGAAGAAGACAGUAAGUCCAGCACAAAUUCAAGGCUACUUCAUGUUCCACAAGCAUUCGCCGCCAGAAGAAGUAGUAAAAGAUGUAGAAACUAUAUGGACAUUAGGAUAACAGCUGUGAUAUUAUAAAUAUAGAUUAGGAGAAAUAAAAAAAUAUACGUAUAUGAAAAAUAACGGGUUUAUUUUAAAUACGUACGUACAUACUUAAUUAAAAGAAUACUAUUUUCAAGUUUAACAUUAACUCUUUAAAUUUUUCAAUAAACAAAAUGUUGAGUUAGUAGUUUAAUGAACUUCUAAAACAUAUAUUUAUAAUAACUUUCAGUAACAAAAUUAUGUACACACAUGCGAUUCAAUUACGUCAAUCAUAUCGAUACGUAUUAUUCAGGCACAUUGCCCAACAAUAGCCACUUAAUUUGUUUGACAGUGAUAUCUUACAAUAAAAGUUAUUUACAUAUUUAUGAAACAAUUAUAAAAGCGAGGUGUUACCAUAGAAAUUAUCGAAAGGGGCCGUCCAUAAAUUACGUCACACAAAAGUCAUGAUUUUUACCCCCCACCCCCCACCCCUCUUGUCACAUGUUUAUCUAUACAAAUUCUAUUAACUAUUGUUCUAAUGUCACAGUUCGUCGACAUCCUAACGUGUGACGUAAUUUAUGGAUGGCCCCAAAUUAGGUGUCAACCGCGUAUGAUGUAGCUUCACGUAGCUGAAAAUAAAAUUAAAAUCAGGCCAUUAGUUUCGGAGCCUAUUAAAUGUGAGCAAACCAACAGUCGAAUUGUUCCUCUCUAUACUAUUAGUAACUUAAUAGCGAAAUGUUCUGCCAAAUAACAAAAAAUGAAUAAACUAACCAAAAAAUUUCGUAUUUUGUUAUGAAUUUGGUAUUUUAAAAUCAAAAUUAGGUAUAUCAAAAUAAUAUUUUUAAAAAGAACAAUUUGACGUCGGUUUUAUUUUUGUAAUAUUUUUAGGGUUGGCUUUCCUACCGAGUACAGUUCCAAUCUGA
This is a messenger RNA of Diatraea saccharalis (sugarcane borer), 2290 nucleotides long. Lineage: Eukaryota; Metazoa; Arthropoda; Insecta; Lepidoptera; Crambidae. The record is from the annotation of a GenBank genome assembly.